CAAACCCAAACCCAAAUCCAAACCCCUCCUCCACUUCUCUCCUUCCUUCCUCAACAAUGCUGCCCCAUCUCUCUUUGCACUCCACUACUACUCCCCUCUUUUUCACUCCUCCCCACCACCACCUCUCUUUCUCUCUCCUCCCCACCAUACCACCACCACCACCACCACCACCACCACCUCAGCUCAAACACCAAUUCAGAGCCAUUGGUCCUCUCAGAUACAGCGUCCGCAUCGAGCACGGGGCGCAGAGCGAGGUUCUGGAGGUGGGCGAGGGCGAGACAAUCCUCGAACGGGCUCUCGACGAGGGGAUUGACGUGCCCCACGACUGCAAGCUCGGCGUCUGCAUGACCUGCCCUGCCAGGCUCAUGAGUGGUGUAGUGGACCAGAGUGAGGGCAUGUUGAGCGAGGAUGUGGUGGCUGAGGGCUACGCUUUGUUGUGUGUAUCGUAUCCGAAGUCCGACUGCCACAUAAAGACCAUACCUGAAGAGGAGCUUCUCUCUCUACAGCUUGCUACUGCUAAUGACUGAGUGAGGAGAGAGAAAUUGGGCUCUCUCUCUCUCUCUCUAGCACACACACAUAUGAGCAUGGGAUGGGACGAAGUCAGGGGUAAUCUGUACUUCAGGACUGGUGCAAUGCCUUUCGGUAUUGGAGCUAUCAAUUUGAGAUAAGGGUUCAGAGCUACGUCUCUCUCUUCAAAAAGUUAUUCAAAGAAACAAAUAGCCUGGAAAAGUAUUCUCAUGCUUUUUGUUUUAAUUUCUUAUGUCUUGGGGAGUUGAAAUAUGUAUAGUUCCUGCUACUUGUAACAAUUGCAUGAAGUUGAUCCAUGGAUGAUGUUGAUUUUGGAUGUCUC
Molecule: messenger RNA, 850 nt
Organism: Amborella trichopoda
Lineage: Eukaryota; Viridiplantae; Streptophyta; Magnoliopsida; Amborellales; Amborellaceae
Gene: FDC1
Product: 2Fe-2S ferredoxin-like superfamily protein
Cellular component (GO): chloroplast
Molecular function (GO): iron-sulfur cluster binding
Source: RefSeq, a predicted model, not a curated record